AGGGUUUUCGGUAAGACACGAUCAUGCCCACUACGGAAACCGUGAGCCGAAUGCAGGCCACCGACCAGCAAAGACAUCUGCAGAUCGCCAACCAGCAGACCGAUCCGCUGGCUAGUUUCCCAAAAUUCUGUUCCUACGAAUGGACACAUGAGGGAAUUCACAAGCAGGUGCUAUUGCAGUGCAAACCCAAGAAAAAGGUUGAUCCAGCCACGCUCAAGUGGGCCUUCAAACUUGCCGAACGUAAUGUGGGGCCACAGUACCGGGAGUGCAGUUUGGGCUGGCAGCCAAAAAUAAAGCAAGCAGAUCUGAACAAACCUUGGGCACGGUAUCUGAUCGCAACAGACCAGGCAACAAGGACGCUGGCGGGAUAUACGAUGUUCCGGUUCGAUUUGGACUACGGUCGCUGUGUAACUUACUGCUACGAGCUACAGAUUGUGCCCGAGUAUCAACGCCAGGGACUGGGUGCCUUCAUGAUGAAAGCGUUGGAGCAGAUGGCUCAACACUUUUCCAUGGAACGGGUAGUUUUGACCGUGCUGAAAAACAACGAAGAUGGAAUUCGGUUUUACAAGCGAUUGGGCUACGAGGUCGAUGAAACAUCGCCCGACAAGGAAGAAAACGCUGCCUACGAAAUUAUGAGUAAAUCAGUACUAUGAAUAGUACCAACGGACUGAAACUGCGUAAAAUAA
Anopheles cruzii is the source of this 686-nucleotide messenger RNA. It is a transcript of the gene Naa40, whose product is annotated as N-alpha-acetyltransferase 40. Gene Ontology annotation, cellular component: nucleus. The record is from RefSeq and is a predicted model, not a curated record. NCBI's taxonomy places the organism in Eukaryota, Metazoa, Arthropoda, Insecta, Diptera, Culicidae. Gene Ontology annotation, molecular function: histone H2A acetyltransferase activity; protein N-terminal-serine acetyltransferase activity; histone H4 acetyltransferase activity. The coding region runs from base 24 to 653 and encodes 209 amino acids. The transcript has a single exon.